AUGUCAGCAAACGUUAACAAACCGACCGACCUCAAGCAGAAGGAGGCGGAUGUCAACCGCAAGCUUCAGCUUUACGGCAUCAUCUCCGCUUUCCAGGCUGGAAAAGUCCCCUCGAAUGACCAAAUCGACAUCGCUCUGAACAGCUUUUUGGCGUCCAAGGCUCUGUCAACCCCCCCAGAGAAGCUCUCUCCCGAGGGCAAGGCGCUUGUCGCCGACGCGCGAGAUGUCGUACAGCAAGCCAAGUUCCUUUUGUUGUCCAAGAACCAGGGCAACCUGCUCCAAGAUUUCAUCUGGCAGACAGAGCAAUUCGACCCCAAGGCUGUCGAUGUCCCUGGCGCCCCUGUCAACAAGGACGUCGCCCAACAGCAUGGAGACAAGGCAGUCCAGGGUCUCCGAACCCUCGGAACUCUGUUGAUUACCAACGGCCAGUUCCGCAAGUUGCUCAAGGAUGCCAGUGUCCUCCUUCGCGACAUGGCCGGCGAUGCCGCAACCGAGGCCGCCCAGCGUGUCCGGCCUUCGGGUGAAGCCCUGGACCAAAUGGACCGUCCCGCCGAGGACAACACCUGGCAUGACGCUCCCGACUUCUCCAAGGAGAACUUGAAGAAGCAAGCCCAGAACGUUUACAAGGGUUCUCCUGCCGACGAUGCCCGGGAAGUGCUCAACGCCGGUACCCAGGGUGCUCACCCUCAGGGCCAGCAGGCCCCCCAGGAUCUUGCUGCUACUGCCGCUCGCGACCAGGCUCAGGGCACCAACUCUGGUGUUAAUGCCCAGAACGGCAUCAACGCCGCUCGCGAUGUCCUCGAGAAGAAGUACAACGAGAACGUCGACGAUGAGACUCGCGAAAAGGCACGUCAGCGCAACGAAGAGUACCGCCGCCGUACCAAGGAGUAUUUUAACAAGAAGAUGCCGCAGGAGCGCAAGGAGCAGACCAUUUGGCGUCUGAAGAAGAUGGUGCUUGAAUGCCAGCAGCACCCUGAUUACGCUCAGGCCAUCGAGACCCUUCUCAACCUUGCCGAGGAGUAUGCCGGACACUCGCGGUCCCUUGCACAGGGCGGAAGUGGUACUGUCAGAGACGCCCGUGCCGGACUCGCCCAGGCUGAGUCGGACCUCAAGACCCUUAUUGAGCGUUUCGCCAACGGUACCUCCACCGACGACUUGUUCGACUCCAUCAACCAGAUCUAUCGUGAUGCCGACCAGGAUCGCGAACUCAAGGACUGGUUCAAGUCUAUGGACCGUUACGUCCGCCGCUGCCUUCUCGAGCAGGGUUACAUCCUCGAUGACCACUCUACUCAGGAGUGGAACAACUUGUACGACCACGGCCGCUACCUCCUGCGCGACAAGUACCGCGCUCACACCGACCACGUUCUCGAUGAGAUCAAGUUCCUUGCCGACCAGUUCGACCAGGACCCUCAGAACAAGCGCUUCGCCCAGUCUGUUCAGAAGCUCUUCACUGACCUGGGCAAUGACGAGAACGGCAAGCCCACGUUCAAGCCUCACCUUGUGAAGGAUCUGUCCGAGGUCAUCAUCCCGGCCAUCUUUGAGAAUGUCGCGUACAUCCCCAUUCCGCGUAUCGAAUACAGUGACCCUCAAUUCGAUGCCGUCAUUGAGAACCUCGUCCUUGAGUCCGACAACUUCAUGCCCAACAUUUUGGAGGUUAACAGCGAGAACUACUUCUUGUGGGGCCGAAAGAAGAUCGCCAACAAGCACAAGCAAUCCUUUGAGGUGAAGGUCGCUGGUGUUCAGCUCGAUCUUCGUGAUGUCGGCUACCACGUCAAGCGCAAGCAGGGUUUCCCUUCCCUCACGGAUACUGGUAUCGCCGACAUUCUUCUCGCCGGCGAUGGGUUCUCAUUCAAGAUGAAGAUGUCGUCUGCCGACAAGAAGGACAGCCAGAACUUCUUCAAGAUUGACAAGGUCGACGUUGACAUCAAGCACAUGAGCAUCAAGUUGAAGAAGUCCAACCACAAGCUCCUCUUCGGUCUUGUCAAGCCCAUAAUGCUCAAGGUCCUUCGCCCUGCCCUUCAGAAGGCUGUGGAACAGGCCAUCAAGCAGCAGGCUUCUCAGCUUGACGCUUUCCUCUUCCAGGUCAAGCAGGAGGCCGACCGUGCCCUCGAUGAGGCUCGCUCUGACCCUGAGAACACUCCCAACAUCUACAACCGCUACGCUACUGCUGUCCAGAAGCGUGCCCUUCAGGGCAAGCAGAAGGCUGAGGCAGUCGCCGCUGACAAGAAGGUCAACGUCGCCAUCACUAAGGAGGAGUCUAUCUUCCCCGACGUCAACCUUCCCGGCGGUAUCAGCACAAAGGCAACCGAGUACAAGGAGCUUGCCCGUAAGGGUGAACGUUGGGAGAGCCCCGUCUUCUCUAUCGGCAAGGCCAGCAAGUCCACCGACAUUCCCGAUGCUCCUCGCGUCGAGCGAAAGAAGCAUGGCUUGCCUACCCAGCAGGGCAUUGCUCCUAACGGUGUGAACGGAGACCUCAAUGGUCAAGUGCACACUCUCUCAAGCAACCCUGCCCACGUCAGUGGUUACUAA
Colletotrichum karsti is the source of this 2529-nucleotide messenger RNA. RefSeq lists its product as uncharacterized. The transcript is spliced from 3 exons. NCBI's taxonomy places the organism in Eukaryota, Fungi, Ascomycota, Sordariomycetes, Glomerellales, Glomerellaceae. Bases 1 to 2529 code for a protein of 842 amino acids. The record is from RefSeq and is a predicted model, not a curated record.